Messenger RNA from Austrofundulus limnaeus, 8320 nucleotides. It is a transcript of the gene cacna1ea, whose product is annotated as calcium channel, voltage-dependent, R type, alpha 1E subunit a. Gene Ontology annotation, cellular component: membrane; neuronal cell body; voltage-gated calcium channel complex. Gene Ontology annotation, biological process: calcium ion import across plasma membrane; chemical synaptic transmission. Lineage: Eukaryota; Metazoa; Chordata; Actinopteri; Cyprinodontiformes; Rivulidae. The record is from RefSeq and is a predicted model, not a curated record. Gene Ontology annotation, molecular function: high voltage-gated calcium channel activity; calcium ion binding.
ACACACACACACACACACACAGCUGCAGGCAGGAGCGUAUGAACAGAAGAAUGAGGUUAAUCACUGUUUAAUGCAACUGGUGCAGGUGAUUGCGUAAAGAUGGAGGCAGUCAUGAUCGGGGAUGUGAUGUGAGCACGCGCUGCUCGGGUUGGACGCAGGUUAAGUGAGGUGUGUUGAUCCUGUCGCAUCACUUCUCUCUUCUCACACUGCGGUGGAAACAGGAGCUUCUCCUGCAGACAAAACGCAGAGGGUUUUUAUCCGUUUUUCUCCCUCUUGUGAUGCCAGUUUGUUGUUUUCAGGAGAAAUGAGGAAGAUCAUGAAGUUUUUUUUUUUUAAUUUUCUUUUUGCUUUCCGUGCUGCAGGAUCAGCACAGGACACAGGAGUGAUGUGAUCUGAGUUUGUUUAAAAAUCCUCGCAGCAGCUCUGCUCUGUCGUGCUUUUCGCGCAGCAGCGGACUCGGACGUGACCUGUUGCAGCUUCAUCCUCCUCCUCCUCCUCCUCUUCCUCUCUGAUCUGAGCGCGCGGAUGGAGAAAAAGGAGCAAAUGGAUUGUCAACUGAAGAGGAGUCACUUUCUAAUUUUUUGGAUUUGUGUCACGUUUUGAUUAAAAAUAAAAACAAUGGAGUUUUUGGUUGCGCAAAUGCUUCAUUUAGAAGUUGGUAAAAUGAUGGAGUUGAACUGAAGCCGGAUCUGUCCACGGCGCUGCUGUCACACCCUGCUUUCUGCGAGACUAAACCUCCACCUCUUCCCUUCUCCUUCCACCUGUCCACCCUCCCCACGGUUUUUUAUAUAUAUCUCGACAGAAUGGCCCGGUUUGGAGACGACGUCCCGGGCUUGUUGAGUUCGGGGGAUGGCGGCUCGGAGCGCAACCGGAACCGCGAUGGCGCGGCGGUGUCCACAGGUGGGAUCUCCCCAGCCUUCAAGCAGACCAAAGCGCAGCGCGCGCGCACCAUGGCCCUGUACAACCCGAUCCCCGUCCGGGAGAACUGCUUCACCGUCAACAGGUCGCUCUUCAUCUUUGGAGAGGACAACGUGGUCCGGAAGUACGCCAAGAAAAUCACAGAGUGGCCUCCAUUUGAGUACAUGAUUCUUGCUACCAUCAUCGCCAACUGUAUCGUGUUGGCCCUGGAGCAGCACCUGCCGGGUGAAGACAAAACCCCCAUGUCCAAGAGACUGGAGAAGACGGAGCCCUACUUCAUUGGGAUGUUUUGUUUUGAGGCUGGGAUAAAAAUCAUCGCCUUGGGUUUUGUGUUCCAUAAAGGUUCCUACCUUCGGAAUGGCUGGAACGUCAUGGACUUUAUUGUGGUCCUCAGUGGGAUCCUGGCUGCAGCAGGAGCUCACAUGAACAUCUCAGUGGAUCUGAGAACUCUGAGGGCGGUGAGGGUCCUACGACCACUGAAACUGGUCUCAGGCAUCCCCAGUCUGCAGAUUGUCCUGAAGUCUAUAAUGAAGGCCAUGGUGCCUUUGCUGCAGAUUGGUCUGCUGCUCUUUUUUGCCAUCCUCAUGUUUGCCAUCAUCGGCCUGGAGUUCUACAGUGGGAAACUGCACAAGACAUGCACACCUGAGCCAGGAAUACGAGAAAACGAGACCGUGGACUCGCUCGAGUACGAGUUCCCGUGUGGCGUGCGUCAGUGCCCGGCAAAAUACAAAUGCAGUGAACGCUGGAUUGGACCAAAUGAUGGUAUCACCCAGUUCGACAACAUCCUGUUUGCUGUUCUCACUGUCUUCCAGUGCAUCACCAUGGAGGGGUGGACCACAGUACUCUACAACACCAACGAUGCCUUGGGCCCCACCUGGAACUGGAUCUAUUUCAUCCCUCUAAUCAUCAUUGGCUCCUUCUUUGUCCUGAACCUGGUGCUGGGAGUCCUCUCUGGGGAGUUUGCCAAAGAGAGGGAGAGGGUGGAAAACCGCAGGGCCUUCAUGAAGCUGAGACGCCAGCAGCAGAUUGAACGAGAGCUCAAUGGCUAUCGAGCCUGGAUCGACCGAGCAGAGGAAGUCAUGCUUGCAGAGGAGAAUAAGAAUUCAGGUCCUUCAGCCCUCGAUGUGUUGAAGCGAGCCACCACCAUCAAGAGGAGAGGCCUGGAUGUUCAUCAGGGGCAACCAGGAGAGGAACAAUACGGUGACAUCUCCUCUUUGGGUAUGCCCAUGGCCAGAGGAAGCAUCCGAAGUGCAAAACGAGGUCCGGCGGCAUAUUUUCGCCGCAAGGAGCGUCUCCUGCGCAUUUCUAUUCGGCGCGUGGUGAAGACGCACACGUUCUACUGGACAGUGCUCGGCCUCGUGGCUCUCAACACUCUGUGUGUAGCUAUCGUUCACCACAAUCAGCCUCCGUGGCUCUCCAACUUCCUCUACUAUGCAGAGUUUCUGUUCCUCGCUCUGUUCCUGACCGAGAUGUUUCUAAAGAUGUACAGUUUGGGGCCGCGCCUCUACUUUCAUUCCUCCUUCAACUGCUUUGACUGCAGUGUAAUUGUUGGCAGCAUCUUUGAAGUGCUGUGGGGUUUCUUCAGGCCUGGAACUUCAUUUGGCAUCAGUGUCCUGCGUGCUCUCCGUCUGCUGAGGAUCUUCAAAAUCACCAAGUACUGGGCAUCUCUGAGGAACCUGGUUGUCUCUCUGAUGAACUCCAUGAAGUCCAUCAUCUCCCUGAUUUUCCUUCUCUUUCUCUUCAUUGUUGUUUUUGCACUCCUUGGGAUGCAGCUUUUUGGUGGCAGGUUCAUCUUUGAAGACUACACGCCGACAAACUUUGACACCUUUCCUGCAGCUAUCAUGACAGUAUUUCAGAUCCUGACUGGAGAGGACUGGAAUGAGGUCAUGUAUAAUGGGAUUCGCUCACAAGGAGGAGUGAAGUCUGGCAUGUGGUCCUCGAUCUACUUCAUAGUUCUCACUCUUUUUGGAAACUAUACUCUGCUGAACGUCUUCUUGGCCAUUGCUGUGGAUAACCUCGCCAACGCACAAGAACUUACCAAGGAUGAAGAAGAAGCAGAGGCAGCGUUCAAUCAGAAGCACGCUCUUCAGAAAGCCAAGGAGGUUGGACCGCUGUCUUCCUUCAUGUCUUCAGAGGGAAGCCGAAGAAGGCGGCCCUAUCUGUACAGGAAACGAGCCAUUCACCGCAGCCGGCCUACCUACUCCUACUCCCUGGAGGAGGCCCAGGGCAGUGUCAGGGAGGGCCGCCCACCCCCGCCACUCAAACCUUCUAACUCUUUCAUGUCCAGGAGAGAAAGGAGGAAGAGGAUGACCAUGUCCGUGUGGGAGCAGAGGACUAGCCAGCUGCGGCGACACCGCCAGAUGUCCAGCAGAGAGAUCCUGUUCAGCAACCCGAGCGAGGAGAAAGAAGCUCAUGGGCGCUCCGUGUCGCUGCACCGUAAGGCCAUGCAGCACACACCAUCAGGGAGCGUGAAGCUCCUGACUGACCCUCCGGCCCCUGCAGACACCAACCAGGCUGUUGGCUCCUCUGCAGACAUUCCUCUGGAUGCAACCCUCCCCGCCGGUAUUACUGAACCACCAGUGUCUGUGCUCGUACCAGAGUCACUGGAUCCUACAAAUGUAGCCCUCACUGAUGCUGUAUCUGUGAACAUACCAGAACCUCCUGCAUCCGAUCCUGUCGUGGAGAACAGAAAACUGGGGGUCAACCACAAAUACGAGAGUCGGAGCCCCAGACUGAACGGUGAACGUCAGCACAGGCACGUCAAGAAGUUCCGACCUCCAGACAACACUGACUUGAGAAAUCCCGAGAGAGAAGGCUAUGCCGGGAUCAGGGGCCGGAGGCUGCUGCAUAACUGCGACCAUCAGACCAGGGUCAGAAAUCAGGGAUCUUCUCCUGGAAGUGAGGGAACUUUAGCGAGCUGCUUGGCUGUAGAGGAGGAGAGAAAAAACCUUGGCAAAGAGGAGGAGAAGGUAGCAGAGCCCAAGAACAACAACGGAGAGGUGGCCAAACAUCAGGAGAGCAGGCAAGGUGAGGGUAACCUAAAAGACAUCCCCUCAGGUGAAACAUGUCUUCAGAAACAGGAGGAGCUUUCACAACUGUCUGAAUCAUCUGCACCUGCGAAACCUGAGAGGAACAAAGAAGAAAUGAAUUUGGAGCAGAACCAGGAAAAGCCGCAGCUGAGCUCCAGCGCGGUCAUCGAGGUGCCCGGCUCGCAGCCGUCUCUCGAGCUCUCCACCAUCACAGUCAACAGCAAGGAUCCCGAAACCUGUAAGUCAGAGAAGGAGGAGUCUGAAGAAACGAAGCCUGUCGUCACUGUCACCCCUGACAGCAUGUUCAUCUUCAAACCUGAUAACCCGGUGCGUCGAGCGUGUCAUUACGUGGUCAACCUCAGGUACUUUGAAAUGUCCAUCCUGUUGGUCAUAGCUGCCAGCAGCAUCGCUCUGGCUGCAGAGGACCCUGUGGCCGCAUCUUCUGACUGGAACAAGGUUCUACGUUACUUUGAUUAUGUGUUCACUGGAGUUUUCACAUUUGAAAUGAUCAUAAAGAUGAUUGACCAAGGCUUGAUUCUUCAUGACGGCUCCUACUUCAGAGACCUGUGGAACAUCCUGGACUUCAUCGUUGUGGUGGGAGCUCUGGUGGCCUUCGCCCUCACCAAUGUGAUAGGAAAUAAUAAAGGACGGGACAUCAAGACCAUCAAGUCACUGAGGGUCCUGCGUGUCCUCAGACCUCUAAAGACAAUCAAGCGGCUUCCUAAACUCAAGGCAGUGUUUGACUGUGUCGUGACGUCCCUAAAGAACGUCUUCAACAUCCUGAUCGUCUACAAGCUCUUUAUGUUCAUCUUUGCUGUCAUUGCUGUGCAGCUUUUCAAGGGGAAGUUCUUCUACUGCACUGACAGCUCGAAGGACACACAGAAAGAUUGCCAGGGUUACUACAUCGACUACGGGAAGGAUAAGAAGGAGGUGAAGAAAAGAGACUGGAAAAGACACGAGUUUCACUACGACAAUGUGAUCUGGGCUCUGCUCACGCUCUUCACAGUUUCCACCGGAGAGGGUUGGCCGCAGGUCCUGCAGCACUCUGUGGAUGUGACGGAGGAGGACAGGGGUCCGAGCCACGGCAACAGGAUGGAGAUGUCCAUCUUUUAUGUCAUCUACUUUGUUGUGUUCCCUUUCUUCUUCGUCAACAUCUUUGUGGCUCUCAUCAUCAUCACCUUCCAGGAGCAGGGGGAUAAAAUGAUGGAGGAGUGCAGCUUGGAAAAGAAUGAGAGAGCGUGCAUCGACUUCGCCAUCAGUGCGAAGCCCCUGACUCGUUACAUGCCACAGAACCGGCACACGUUCCAGUACCGACUGUGGCAUUUUGUGGUGUCACCCUCGUUCGAGUACACCGUCCUCACCAUGAUCGCUCUCAACACCAUCGUACUGAUGAUGAAGUAUUACUCCGCACCACCAGCAUACGACGCUGUCCUGAAGCACCUGAACACAGCGUUUACUGUCCUCUUCUCAAUCGAAUGUGUCCUCAAGAUCCUGGCCUUUGGCGUCCUGAACUACUUUCGAGACACCUGGAAUAUCUUUGACUUCAUCACCGUCCUGGGCAGCAUUACAGAGAUCCUGGUCGACUUACAGCGUAUCGACACGUUCAACAUGAGCUUCUUGAAGCUGUUUCGAGCGGCCCGGUUGAUCAAACUGCUGAGGCAGGGUUACACCAUCCGCAUCCUCCUCUGGACCUUCGUUCAGUCCUUCAAGGCGCUGCCCUAUGUCUGCCUGCUCAUCGCAAUGCUCUUUUUCAUUUACGCCAUCAUCGGCAUGCAGGUCUUUGGGAACAUAAAGCUGAAUGAGGAGACUCACAUCAACCAGCAUAACAACUUUAAAAGCUUCUCUGGUGCUUUGAUGCUGCUGUUCAGGAGCGCUACGGGGGAAUCCUGGCAGGAGAUCAUGUUGUCAUGUCUGGGGGGGCAGCAGUGUGAAACGGACCCCUCUCUUCCCCCUGCAGCACUGACAGCUGACCAAAAAGAGGGCUGUGGCUCUGACUUUGCCUACUUCUACUUUGUUUCAUUCAUAUUUUUCAGCUCCUUCCUGAUGUUAAACCUGUUUGUGGCUGUGAUCAUGGAUAACUUUGAAUAUCUUACAAGAGACUCCUCCAUCCUGGGUCCACAUCACCUGGAUGAGUUUGUCCGAAUCUGGGGGGAGUAUGAUCGGGCUGCCAGGUGAACACGUCAGGCAGCCCGGCCAACUCAGCCUCAGAUUCCGGAACGCCUCGCAAUCGGCGCCAGCUGCCCCAGACGCCGUCCCGGCCACGACCCUACAUUUCCUACUCCCCUCUCGUCUGCCGAGCGCCCACCUCUCCCACGGCUGAACCCUCCUCCGAGGGACAAACUAAUCCUCAGGACGGUCCCGGUGGCUCCACAGAGACGUCGUGGCGGGCUGACAAGGUGAGCAGACCCCUGUCUGCGGGCCAGUGCUCCUCUGGGGGUCCCGUGUCUGGACCGAGCCACCCAUCCCCUCACCGCUACAUAUCGGAGCCCUAUCUGCCGUUCCACGAGGACCUCAGCGACGACGCGGGGGACAGGCAGGAGACGCUUACCUUUGAGACUGCCAUCGCCACCAGUUUGGGGCGGGCCAACGCCAUAAGCUCCGCCCCUCAGCUCAGACACUCCUGGCAGGUUCCCAACGGCCAUUUCCGGAAGCACUUGGCCCAGGCGAGUCCGACGGAUGCCAGUGAGCUGCUUAGUGACACAGAUGAGGACGACCGCUGCUAAAAAAAAAAUGUCCAAGAGACAAAGAUGAAAAAGACGCACAGAGGACGCCUCAGAGCAGCUUUCAGAGCAGCGCGGGGGACAGGCACUCGCUCCUCUGUGGGUCAGAGAACCUCAUGUUCUCAGCACCAGUAGCAUUACAGACAGAACUGAGCAACACUGCUGCUUAUUCGGACACUUGUCUCUGUCUACAUGUGUCUCUGUGUGUCUGUCGUAGCUGAAGGGGAAAGUAGCUAUGUGGACAUGAAUGUGUGUGGUCCUAGAAGACUGUGCCAAAUCAAGUGAACAAAACCUAGUGGGACGCCAAUCCAGAGUCCAAACCUCUCACGUGAAUCCAAGGAAUCAUUUUUCAGUGCGUUUUGUGAAAGUGAACCUAAAGGUAGCAUGUACAAAUGUAAUAAGGUGAAUGUAUUUUUAGUUUCUGUUCAGGUUUUAUGAGCAGGUUUCUGUUAAAUUGUGCGAGAGUAGAGGGUGGGGGGGUGUAAUUUAUCAGCCGUGAAGCCAUUUGUAACAUUUUCUGUUUACGACAAGUUUCCUGCAAGAAUCAUGGGCAUUAAACAGUCGAGGAAGGAAGUGGAGUUUAUCUUUCUGCCAUAAUGUGAAACCAAUAACUACGUACCUGGAACACAGAGAAAACAUGAACAUUAAAAAAAACAGAUGAUGGAUGUUUUUGUCUCAGGAUCUGGGACCAAUAAAUAUGUACCUUUAUGUCUUUUGAAAUCUUCUUUUCUCCUGGGACCUAAACUGACAAAAGUGAUUUCUUCUCAUCAGCAUGUGAAAUAAUGUCACCGUGUCAUCUGAAGGAGUAAAGGUUUGACUUAGAUUUUAAAAAGAUCAUCAGGAACGACAACCUGAGUGAUUAUUUCCACAUGAAGCCAUGGUUCCCUUUCAUCUCUGUGCUGGAGCACCAGUUUUUAGUGUUCCAGAGAACUAACUAAAGCCAUUUGUGUUCCUGUGCGCAGAGCCGAUGGAUGUUUUCUCUUCAGGAAGUGCUGCCUUUUUUUUUUUCAAGUGGAAGGGAACGUUCUUCAUUCAACAUGGAUCAUGCUAUUUUUAAAAUCUGAACACAAAGUUUUUCUUACAUUCUGCCCAUAGAAACAUGUUUUAUUGUAUUUUUUGUAUUAUUGUAUUUUUCUGUGCUUGUAACCUCCAUGUGCAUGAUUAUUUCCUAAAGCUGCCUGAUUUUUCUCAUUCUGAAUAGCAGCUUUUUGGUUCCCAUUCCCAAAGUUUUCUUCUUUAAACAUUCCAACCCCGUUCAACAAUUCGUUGUUCCCUCUGAGUAAUAAGGUAUAUAUUUCUGUCAUAUGUUUUGUGCUGUUACAAAUGUGAACAGAUCUGGACCGAGGACCAUACUGAGAAAAAAAAACACAAAGUAUUUUAGAGAAGUGUGUCGGCAGCCUGAUUUCUACUGUAAGCAGGUUACGUUAAAGCUUGGGCCUGUAGUUUAUUAUAAUACAGAAGUGUGCUUUACUUGUACAGUGCAGCCUAGGACCCAAUGUUGAUGUCCGUCUGUACAAAACAGCCUAAUCUGUGCCUGGGGAAAUAUUUCCCUUAUCAAGCCUGGAUUUCUUAGAUAGAGAAGCUUUCUGGUAAUUCUGUAGUAUAAAUUGUAAAAAUGAAAGAAAUAAAUCCAUGUUUCAUUUGUUGCACUUU